CUGAGCAUCAGCCUGUUCAAUUGGACUCUGUUUUUACAUUUACCCUCAAUGUCCUAGUAACCAUUUUUACCUCUCUAUGGCAGCAGCUUUGCUCAGGCGGGUGGCAGCUACAUUUCGGCCACCACUGCCCGGAUUCCGGGCCCACGCAUCGCAAUCCAGCAAUGCCAAUCUAAAAACAUUCCAAAUUUACAGAUGGAACCCCGAAAAUUUAAAGAAACCCGAAAUGAAAAGCUACACUGUUGAUCUCAAGGAAUGCGGACCAAUGGUCUUGGAUGCACUCUUCCUGAUCAAGAGCCAGCUCGAUGCCACGCUGACUUUUCGACGAUCAUGUCGUGAAGGCAUCUGUGGAUCAUGUGCAAUGAACAUUGAUGGUUGUAAUGGUUUGGCUUGUUUGACAAAGAUUGAAUCAGGAUCGUCUGUGACCAUGAUAACACCGUUGCCCCAUAUGUUUGUUAUUAAGGAUCUGGUUGUGGACAUGACUAAUUUUUAUAAUCAGUAUAAGAGUAUUGAGCCGUGGUUGAAGAGGAAGACUGCGACGAAAGAUGGAAAAGAAGUGUUGCAGAGUAAGAAAGACAGGGAGAAACUUGAAGGAAUGUAUGAGUGUAUAUUGUGUGCUUGUUGUAGUACUUCUUGUCCUAGUUAUUGGUGGAACCCUGAGUCGUAUCUCGGCCCUGCUGCUCUUCUUCAUGCUAAUCGAUGGAUUAUGGAUAGUCGGGACGAAUACACGAAGGAGCGUUUAGAUGCAAUAUGUGACGAAUUCAAAUUAUACAGGUGCCACACAAUCUUAAACUGUGCACGUGCCUGCCCCAAGGGACUAAAUCCUGGAAAGCAAAUUAACAACAUCAAGAAGCUCGAGGCUAAAUCUGUGUAAAGUAAUUAUGUGUAAGAAUAUAU
Daucus carota subsp. sativus is the source of this 894-nucleotide messenger RNA. RefSeq names its product succinate dehydrogenase [ubiquinone] iron-sulfur subunit 2, mitochondrial. The coding region runs from base 77 to 871 and encodes 264 amino acids. The transcript is spliced from 2 exons. Gene Ontology annotation, cellular component: mitochondrion. The record is from RefSeq and is a predicted model, not a curated record. Gene Ontology annotation, molecular function: electron transfer activity; 2 iron, 2 sulfur cluster binding. NCBI's taxonomy places the organism in Eukaryota, Viridiplantae, Streptophyta, Magnoliopsida, Apiales, Apiaceae. Gene Ontology annotation, biological process: respiratory electron transport chain; tricarboxylic acid cycle; aerobic respiration.